CUCUAGCACGAACCAUGGCACCUUCCACAAACAAGCUCAACGUCGGCAUUCUCGGUGCUACAGGCACUGUGGGCCAACGUUUCAUCCUUCUCCUUGCCGAGCACCCCAACUUUACUAUCCACACUCUUGGCGCCUCGAGCAGCAGCACGGGCAAGACGUACAAGGAAGCCGUGCUGGGACGAUGGAAGCAGUCCCGUGCGGUUCCUGCCCACGUCGCAGACCAGGAGAUGAAAGAGUGCGUCGCCAAGAAUUUUGCGCAGUGCGAUGUCGUCUUCAGCGGGCUUGACUCGGGUCCCGCAUCGACUGUCGAGCCCGAAUUCAGGAGCGCAAACCUGCGGGUGUUUUCGAAUGCAAGAAAUUACCGAAUGGACCCACUAUGCCCGCUCGUGGUUCCCCUCGUCAACACCUCCCACCUCGACCUGAUUCCUCACCAGCGCGCCUCGCUCUCUCCCCAGCUCAACCAGGGAUUCAUCGUAUGCAAUGCCAACUGCAGCACAACGGGCAUCAUGCCGCCACUCAAGGCGCUCAUGGACGCCUUCGGACCAUUGGACAAGGUACUCGUCAGCACGUUACAGGCCAUCAGUGGGGCAGGUUACCCGGGACUCUCGGCUUUCGACGUGCACGACAACGUCGUUCCAUACAUCGGCUCGGAGGAGGAGAAGAUUGAGAGCGAGAGCAAGAAGAUCCUCGGAUCCAUCAAUGGGCCAAAGACGGCCUUUGAUGAGGCUCAGUGCACCAUUUCUGCUGCGUGUAACCGCGUCCCGGUGCUCGAUGGGCACAUGGAGUGCGUCAGUCUGAGCUUUCAGCGUCGCCCUCCGCCCUCGGUCGAAGAUGUCAAGCGGGCCCUGCACGACUUUAGGUGCGAGGCCCAGGAGCUAGGCUGCCACUCGGCUCCUGCACAGGCCAUCACUGUGCACGAAGAGGUGGACCGACCACAGCCCCGGUUGGACCGGGACCACCAAAAUGGGAGUGGCGUCAACGUGGGCCGUGUCCGCCCGUGUCCUGUUCUUGACAUCAAGUUUGUGGUGCUGUCGAACAACGUCAUGAUCGGCGCUGCCACGUCGUCGGUCAUGAAUGCAGAGGUGGCUCUGGCCAAGGGUUACCUUUCUUAACAUCUUUAUAAUCUCGCUUUUAAAGAAAUAGCAUAGAGGCAGCACGCAACCUCGACUAAAGAGUGAUUGUUUGCGCUAGAUUAAUGGAACGAGAAAGCAGGGGAGAGAUUGACGACGUUUGAGAUAC
This is a messenger RNA of Acaromyces ingoldii, 1239 nucleotides long. RefSeq names its product aspartate-semialdehyde dehydrogenase. Gene Ontology annotation, biological process: L-threonine biosynthetic process. The record is from RefSeq and is a predicted model, not a curated record. Lineage: Eukaryota; Fungi; Basidiomycota; Exobasidiomycetes; Exobasidiales; Cryptobasidiaceae. Gene Ontology annotation, molecular function: NADP binding; NAD binding; aspartate-semialdehyde dehydrogenase (NADP+) activity. The transcript is spliced from 3 exons. The coding region runs from base 15 to 1112 and encodes 365 amino acids.